Messenger RNA from Microstroma glucosiphilum, 1795 nucleotides. RefSeq names its product MFS general substrate transporter. Gene Ontology annotation, molecular function: transmembrane transporter activity. Gene Ontology annotation, cellular component: membrane. The record is from RefSeq and is a predicted model, not a curated record. The transcript has 8 exons. Gene Ontology annotation, biological process: transmembrane transport. Bases 130 to 1758 code for a protein of 542 amino acids. NCBI's taxonomy places the organism in Eukaryota, Fungi, Basidiomycota, Exobasidiomycetes, Microstromatales, Microstromataceae.
UUGGACUUACUUAUAAGAGUCGGGAAGGGGACCAGGGUUGGGCCUGCCAGAGCAAGUCGUUGAGUCCACCUCUCUCCCUCCUCUUCACUCACUCCCCUUGAGCUCGCUUCCAAUCCUCUGGCGAUCAUCAUGAGCCCCCCUUCUCCAACCAAAAGCGAACUCCUUCCCUCCGAGGAAGAAGGCAAAGGCGAAGUCUCUCUCCACCCUUACCUCCCCGACUCUACCACUCCCUCGCAGACCGAAGGCAAUGGCGAAGUUCUGAUUCGCAAAGCUGACAGCAAUGAGAAUGUUGAUGAGGCAUACACCUUGGCGGGAGAUGUAGCCGUUUCCUAUACUGAAGAGGAGGAGAAGAGGGUUAGGCGAAAGUGCGAUAUGAUCGUCCUGCCCAUCUUGGCUUCUGUCUACUUUUCGCAAUUUCUGGACAAGACAUUGCUCAACUAUGCCAGUAUCACCGGCCUGCCCAUCACCGGCACACACUACAACCAAGUCAGCGCUGCCUUCUACUAUGGCUUCUUGGCUUGUGUGUACAUCCAGACGUACUUUGCACGAAAGUUCAACCCGACAAUCUACCUCGGGUGCAACGUCGUCCUCUGGUCGAUUGUGCUAGCCUGUCACGCUGCUGCUCCGCGCUUCGCACCCUUCUUUGCGCUGCGCUUCUUACUCGGUGCCUUUGAGAGCGUUGUCGCACCCACUCUCAUCACCACCGUUGCCGCCUUUUACCCCAAGCGCGAGCAGGCUUCACGGAUCGCAAGUUUCUACAUGUGCAAUGGCUUGACGCAGAUGUUUGGACCACUAGUUGCCUUUGGCACGACCUAUUACUCGGGUGCAGGUCUAGGAGGUACGGGCUCCGCAUGGAAGCUCCUUUACAUCGUCUUUGGAGCUGCCGCCUUCGUCGUGGGCGUCUGUGUCAUCCUCUUCCUACCUGCCUCACCUGCGCAUGCUCGAUUCCUCGACGAUAGGGAGAAGCGAGUGGCCCUAGAGAGGAUUCGAGACAAUAGCUCCGGAACGGUCGUCAAGGGAUGGAAGUUGUAUCAGAUCAAGGAUGCGGUUACGGAUCCCAAGCUGUAUCUGGCUCUUGCCUUUACGCUCUUCUCCUCUGUGCCAAAUGGAGCCCUUAGCUCCUUCAGCAGUCUGAUCAUCAAGCAAUUUGGCUACACCAGUCGUCAGACGCUGCUGCUGAGUAUCCCAGGCGGUUUCGUCGCCAGUUGCUUCACAAUCGGUAUCUCCAUCCUCUCUGACCGCACCUCCGAGCGGAUCCUCCCCGCCAUCAUCUGCAUCGUCCCCGCCGUCAUCGGUCUAGCCAUCCUAGUCGGUCUGGGAACCGAUGCGAAGCACCAUCGUCCCACAGCCAUCUUUGCCACUAUCAUCAUCCAGACCUUUGGAAGCGCCCUUUCCCUGGUGUAUGCCUGGCUGGCAACGAACAUGGGUGGAACGUCCAAGAAGCAGGUGGCGACUUUCACGAAUAUGUUCGUCUUUUCUGUAGGAAACAUCAUUGGCUCCUACGUCUUCACCGCCCCAACCGCCCCUGCGUACGUCCCAGGCAAGACCGCCGUAAUGAUCUGUCUCAUCAUCGCAAUCUGCCUCUGCAUUGCCCUCCGCUUCUACACUGCCUAUGAGCAGCGCAGAAAGAAUCGUCAGCUAGCGCAACUCAGGGAGGAGAAGGGUUGGACCGAUGAGGAUGUGGCGAGGGAGAAGGACGCGGCUGCUUUCAAGGACAUGACGGAUAGGGAGAAUGUGCAUUUCAGGUAUAUGAGUUGAGAGACUUGCUCGGUCCUUUUCCUGGCGAGGCCAGAUG